Messenger RNA from Mycena citricolor, 2327 nucleotides. The record is from the annotation of a GenBank genome assembly. Lineage: Eukaryota; Fungi; Basidiomycota; Agaricomycetes; Agaricales; Mycenaceae.
CUUACACCAUGUCGUCGUCGUCGUCCUCGCCUGCCGCCGCUAUCGCACUCCCCCGCCCUGCUACUACCGAUGAAUCGGCACGUAAACCGCCUGUCUGGUCCAUUGAUCAAACCGCCACUCCGUCACAAGAGGUCCCGCCAACUGCUCUCUGCGCGCGACACAAUCGGCCCGAUGGCGUCUGCUGCAAAGAAUUGAAAGGAGACGAUCGUACUCUCAUCAACCCAGAGAUUGUCCGCGACAUCGUCAUCGGUCUCUCAGAUGGUCUCACUGUCCCCUUCGCCCUCACAGCGGGCCUUUCUUCACUGGGCGAGUCGCGCUUAGUCGUACUCGGCGGUGUCGCCGAACUCAUCGCUGCCGAACGCGACCACUACCGCUUCCAGCGCACCUCGACCGCGGCCCGCGUAGUCCGCUCCUGCGACGGAGAGAUGGAGCGCGAGGUGUCUGAUGUGCUUGGGCCCAUCGGCGUCGAUGCGAAGACCUGCCGCGCCGUCGCAAGAUGCCUCCGGGACGCGGAACUGCCGGCCAGUUCGAACAACAGCGUGCAAGCACACGACCUCGAGUCGAACGACUCUCUGCGAUGGUCGAAGGAAGUUGGAUUGACGCCCUUCUUGCUCAAGUUUGGAGAGGGUCUCGAGGAGGUGCCGACUUCUCGGCUAUACUCGUCUGCGGCUACCAUUGGUGCCGGCUACCUCAUCGGCGGCAUCAUCCCCCUCAUCCCGUACUUCUUCAUCCCACGGGCCAGCAUCGCUCUCAUGUGGUGCCAUCAUCACUGGUCUCGUCUUGCUGGUGCCAAAGGCUAUGUCUGGGGUGCUGUGAGCACACUUCUUGUCGGCGGUGUCGCUGCCGCUGCAGCGUUUGGGAUCGUUAGAGCACUGGAGGGCCAAGAUGUAUUUUGUAUUUUAUCUUGGGCCACAUACAACUCUCAAGCCCUAACCCCAACGGCUUCUGAUGAGAUCAUUCACGAUGAAACCAUUCUGUGCGGCGUAACGCCCGCCGCAGGGCCAGGUUCCAUCGCGUUCCACGACCUCAAGACUGGAUCCACACUCGCGUCAUUCAAACAGACUACCUCUGCUCUCCAUUCGACCGCCGUCGUCCAGACUCGAGAUGGUCAAGGCGGCUUACUUUUUGCAGCACAGCAGGAUAAGUCUAUUAUGAAUGUUUACAACUUCCAAAAGGUGAUCAAAUCAACCAUUUCGGAGAAUAUUGUGCCGGAGGGACUGCUCAAGGACGCAUCUACCUUUGGGAGAUCGCGUCCGGAUACUGUUCAAUUCCUGGGACGCGCACUACCGUCAAGUUACCGUGCUGAAAUUCACCCACGACGGCGCAGGGCUUGUGUCUGGCAAUUACUGGACGACGAUGUAUUGAACGAUCUCCCUCUCCCCUACUGCGUGCUCUCGGACCACACUUUGCCUGUGACGGACAUCGCAUGUGGAAUUGGCGCGUUUCCACGUUGCCGGAUCCUGUCUGCUUCUGUGGACCAUUCUCUAUGGGACCUUGCGUCUCAGUCACUCCUCACCACGUUCCAGUUCCCCCAGCCGAUCUCGUGUCUGGCGUGGGACGCGACGGAGCGACUGUUCUUUGCUGCGUCGAAGGACGGGUCCAUCCACCAGAUGAAUCUGUUCAAGCAGCGCGAAGACAAGAGUGGCGCAGCGCGCGUGGAUGCGAUUGGCGGUGCUGGUGUAACGGACAUCAUCCGUGCAGGAGAGGAGGACACGCGAAAGGCACAGAAGCGGCGGCUUAUUUCUGUUGGGGAACCCGUUCUAUCGAUCGCCAUCUCCCUGACGUCGACUUUACUUCUGGCUGGGACAUCAACGGGGCUGAUCCACAUCUACGACAUCCCAUCGCACCAACUGCUGCGCAGUGUAUCGACGCACAAAGGCAGUUCAAUAACGCAGUUGGCAACACUGUUGAAGCCCCCAGAUUUGAUCGGACACGUGAGCCUGAGCCUGCAGGCGGGGACGUCGUCCAUGGUGCCGGUUAGACAUGUUGCCCCGUUCCAGCGCAUGAAGGAUGCGAAGGCGAGAGAGACUCGCGAAGUGACGAUGACGUUGUCUACUCCGGCCAAGGACGAGUCGGUUCUGUAUUCACCGGAGGCCUUGCUUCGGGACCACGAAUUCUUUGUCAAAGCCACUGGUGGGGGCGAUACCGUGUCUCUGCAGUCCAAAGUCACCGAACUGGAGUCGGAGGUCGCGCGCUUACGAGAGCAGCUCGGCAAAGCCAAGGGUAUCAACGAUGCCAUCUGGGAAACCGUCGUGCACAAGGUUGUGAAGCCGGACGCGGUUUCGGGUGAACCUCAGCGCAAACGAGGUCGGACAGACGAUACUUAG